Messenger RNA from Striga asiatica, 2574 nucleotides. The record is from the annotation of a GenBank genome assembly. NCBI's taxonomy places the organism in Eukaryota, Viridiplantae, Streptophyta, Magnoliopsida, Lamiales, Orobanchaceae.
AUGAGCCAGGUCGAGGAAAGCAAUGAAAUGUUGGAAAAACAAUUGGAAGAAUUAUCCAAACUCAUGGCAGCCUUCGAUCUAGGCAAGAACCAUGUAAAUUCUGAUGAUGAGAAAUCAGAAAAUCAGAACGACUUAGUCUAUGGGUUCAGUUCAGAUGACGAAUUCGAAGACGAGCCGACAGACAACCCAUUCAAUGUCAAAAUUGAGGAGGGAGAGUCGUCAAAAAAUCCGUUCAAAAGAAAAAGAACGAUUGGACAAGAAAAGGAAUUUUAUCGACAGAAGUUCGAAAGGAUCCCGAAAAGAUACGUUCCAGAGCAUCAUGUAUGUUCUGAUCAUCCUCUCGAUAGUUUGAAAAACACAAACCAAGAACUAGUUGUGAUAAAUCUCAAGGAUCCUCAUAAGGAAGUAAAUGUUCCUAAUAGGAUACCUUAUACUAUCAGAGAUGUUGAAGAAUUUCAACAAGAAUGCCAAGAUUUGCUCAGCAAAAACUUGAUAAGAGAAAGUGCGAGUCCUCAUUCAGCACUGGCAUUCUAUGUCGAAAACCAUAAUGAAAUCAAACGCGGUAAAAGGCUUAUGGUUAUCAAUUACAAAAAAAUGAAUGAAGCCACUAUUGGUGAUUCUUACAAAUUACCAAGAAAGGACUUUAUUUUUGAAAAAAUAAAAGGGUCAAAAUGGUUUUCCAGUCUCGACGCUAAAUCUGGCUAUUAUCAGCUAAGACUUAGUGAAGAAACUAAGCCCUUAACAGCUUUUUCGUGUCCACCACAAAAACAUUACAAGUGGAAUGUUUUAUCGUUUGGACUAAAACAAGCUCCCAGUAUAUACCAAAGAUUUAUGGAUAAGUCUCUCGAAGGACUUGAACAUAUUUGCUUGGCAUAUAUUGAUGAUAUCCUUAUAUCUUCAAAAGGAUCAAAAGAAGAACAUAUUUUCGAUGUCCAAAAAGUUUUGACAAGAGUCAAAGAAAAAGGAAUUGUGAUUUCAAAGAAAAAAUCAAAACUUGUUCAAACUGAAAUUGAAUAUCUCAGAACAAUUAUCAAAGAAGAUGGGAAAAUUGAUUUAUCACCCCAUACUCAAGAAAAGAUUUUAGCUUUUCCAAAUGUUUUCGAAAAUCGUAAACAGAUUCAAAGAUUUUUGGGAUGUUUAAACUACAUUUCAAAUGAAGGAUAUUUCAAAGAUUUAUCCACAGAUAGGAAAGUUGUACAAAAGAAGUUUUCAGACAAAGUCCCAUGGUCUUGGACAGACUCAGAUUCUGAAGUCGUCAAAAAGAUCAAAAGCAAGAUAAUCACCUUGCCUCAACUCUACAAUCCAACCAACGAUGACUUCCAAAUCAUCGAAACAGAUGCUUCACAGCAUGUUUGGGCAGGAUGUAUGAGGGCUCUUCCCAAUGGGAAGAAAAAGCUUUCGCUCGAUGAGCAAGGCAAAUCUAUAGCUCUAUCCGGACAAACCGACUUAUCCGAUAGACCUCUAAAAAUAUCGGCAGAGUUUGAAAAACAACUCUUAUUGUGUAGAUACACCAGUGGAACUUUUAGUGACACUGAAACCCGGUAUCCAAUAGCGGAACUUGAAGUUCUCGCAGGAGUCCGUGUAUUAGAAAAAUGGAAAAUAGAUUUACAUCUUCCAGAUUUCUAUUACGAACAGAUUCCAAAUACUUUGCAGGAACGGAAGACUGAUACGGUGGCAAUUGCGACUGCAACAAUUCCAGCCAUACCUGGAGUUGAUCAAAUCGGAGAAAAAUCCGUUCGCGGACACACUGACAAGAUAAUGGAGCAAGAAAUGAAGCAGCUUCAGCACCAGCUAAAGCAGAGGGAUGAACAAAUCCAAGCUGCACAAAAAAGAUUCAACUCUCUUUUCUCGCAGAGGGGGGAGAUUGAAGAAACAAUAAAAAACCUGGAAAACUUCAACAUUCCAGAAGAAACCCAGAAGGAAGUACAGACUUCAGAGCCAAUUAAAGUUGCACAGGUCCAAGCCCAGCAACAAACAAAGGAGACGAACUCUCCUCCUGAAAAGGAAAAAGUUCAAAAAGAGGUUUCAACCUCAAGACUGUCUUCACAGACAUUGGAGAAGAACCCUCCGCCUAAACAGGAAAAGGUUCAAACUGAGGAUUCACCCUCAAAAGAAGCCUAUGUGAUCUUUGAUGGUCCGACAAAAGGCGUUUACAAAAACUGGAACAUUGCCAAGUUACAUAUCAUCGGCAAGCCAGUUAGACACCAAAAAUAUCCAACCUACGAGGAUGCUCUGAAAGCCUACAAAAAGGCUUACCAUACAGUCUCAACAGAUCCAGACCUCCAAACAGACAGAUCUUUGGGAUAUAGCAGAAGGAUUGCUACUCAGCAGUUGAUCCAAAAAAAUUGGAAAUGGCUAACCGAGUACUCGGAAGAGUUCACUCAGGAAUGCUUCUAUCCAACAAAUUCCGCUACUGGAGCAAAGGCAAAUUGGAAGAACUUCCGGGAUGUUAGAGUAGGGUACCCGGCGUUCCAAUCUAAUUGGACAGAUGGUGAUCAUGGAACAUACCUUGAAAGCCGUGAUCUUAAAUACAGUUCCAAGUCGAUGGAUGUUUCGAGAUGGGAUAUCGAAUAA